CGAAAUCAGCAGUGAAGCAAGCAAUUACCUGGUGGCUGUUGAGUGGUGACCAACUACUGGUCGACUAGUAGCUGCAACCUGCAGUGUCACCGUCAACAGAGUCCAGCUUCAUCGCACCACCUACCUCCCAUUGCCAGCCCCGCCAACUCCGACCUACCUCGCCGCCCACCAUGGAAGCCACCGCCUCCACCUUCAUCUCGGCGCGGCCCACCCCGUCGUCGCUCCCCCAGCCCUCCCUCCGCCGCAGCCGGGUGCGCGUGCUGGCCGCGGCGCGGAGGAGGCCGUUGGCGGUUGCGACGGCGGCCUCGACGAGCAACUACGUGGUGCCGCUGGACGCCGCGCCGUCGGGGAUCACGCGCCCGCUCGUCGAGAUCCUCCGCGACCUCAACAAGCGCGUCCCGGACACCAUCGUGCUCCCCGCCUCCCGCCGCGCCUCCGCCUCCGACCCCGUCGUCCCCUGGUACCAUGCCAACCGGAUGCUCAGCUUCUAUGCCCCAGGUUGGUGUGGCGAGGUCCGUGAUGUUAUCUACGCUGACAACGGAAAGGUGACGGUGGUAUAUCGUGUUACAAUACGGGGAACAGAUGGAGAGGUUCACCGUGAGGCGGCUGGAACGGCGUCGCUGACCGACGCACGGCUCGACGACCCCGUGGCUGCCGCGGAGGAGGCGGCCUUCUGCAAGGCAUGCGCGAGGUUCGGGUUCGGGCUGUACCUGUACCACGAGGAGGAGGUGCUGUAGAGCCAGGACGUCAGCCUCAUCUCUCCCCCUAUUUGCAUUCGAAAGGUGGUCGCAGACCACAUCUAUCGUAUCAGAUGCCAAGCUCGCCAAAGUAUCAUCGACCACAUCAUGUAGUCGUGCACCAUGCGUACGAAGCUGUGCAUACGAGGCACGUCUUGUUUAUUACAUACAUCCCGUUUCCUGGCAAGUCACAGCAGCUGCUGUAAUCUCCUGCACGAUAUGAGCACCCAUGUGAUAAUUUUCAGCUAGUACGUACCUGUUGAUGUAUAAACAGCCAAAUCACAUUGACUAUUUUAGGGCUUGUUUGAUUCAAAGAAAACGUGUAGCAUUUUUCUAGGAUUUGGAUCUAUAGAGUUUUUUUUUUCUUCUACAAACCUUGUUUGAUUUAUAGGAUUGCAAUCGUUUGGAAUUUCUGCAAAGGAUCCAUUUAAACUAGUAUGUUUUGAGGAAAGUUUUCCUUCAC
This is a messenger RNA of Lolium rigidum, 1200 nucleotides long. RefSeq names its product DNA repair RAD52-like protein 2, chloroplastic. Bases 171 to 737 code for a protein of 188 amino acids. Gene Ontology annotation, molecular function: DNA binding. The record is from RefSeq and is a predicted model, not a curated record. The transcript has 4 exons. NCBI's taxonomy places the organism in Eukaryota, Viridiplantae, Streptophyta, Magnoliopsida, Poales, Poaceae. Gene Ontology annotation, biological process: double-strand break repair via homologous recombination.